CAGCUGUCAAAAUAAGAGACGACUGGCACAAAAUAUCAGCAAGAUUUCAUCUGACAACCAGACCAAAGCUCUCUGGUCCAUUUCACACUUGAACAAAUGUACAAAAAAUGGCAACCCUUACCUACAGAAAUGCUUUCUUAUUUUCACUAAUUCACUAGUGAAGAGUGACAGUAAUAGUGUGUGUGUCUGUGUGUGUGUCCUUUCUGAAUCCACAUGCUGCAUAUCUUUACUGGACCCAGUUCAGUAUGGCGCUUAGAAUUGAUGGGCCUGACUUUUCCUCUCUCUGUGUCUACUCCUCCAUGUGUGUCAUUGUGCACCGUAGCUUUCGACUGGUUUUACAAGUACGAAGGGAAGCUCCCCACCCUUAGAAAGAAAGGAAAAGAGAAGAAGCAGAAACAGAAGAACAAGAAGAAGUCGUCCAAGAUGGACACGCUGCCCGGCGAUCGCAAGAACAAAAAGCAGAUGGAGUACGAGCUGAAGCUGGCCAUGGAGCAGGAGGAGAAGCAGGAGCGCGAGAAGCAGCUCAAGAUCAACCGGCUGGUGCAGGAGGUGUCUGAGACGGAGCGCGAGGACCUAGAUGAGUCGGUCAAGGUUCAGCACUGGGUGGAACGGCUCUGUCAGACUCGACUAGAGCAUAUCGUAGAGAGUGAUGUGCAGGAGGUAACUCAAGAGUGCCUACACCAGCGCUAUCAUGCAUGAGUCACUGGGUAUUAUGCAUGGGUGAUUGGAGAUGUGUGUUGUGUGUGCAGCUACAGUAGAUUAGAGUCGUAGUUGAGGGUGAAAGUACUUUUUAAUUGAAUUUUUAGUUGUAUAACCUCAAGUGGAAAAAGUUCAUGCUGCACUAACCUGAAUUUAAUAGAAUGCGAGAGCAGUUGGAUGGCAUUUGCUGGAUUAUGUGUGUGUGUGUGUGGUUGUGUGUGUGUGUAUAUAUAUUAUGAUUAGAUAUCUUGUAAUGUCAACCACUCCAGAGUCCCUGUGUAAUUUCAGCUCUUUGAUGAGACGAUUUCUUUUUAGUCUUUUGAGACUUUCCGGUUUCUCGUGUGGUGUAGAUGUCCACAGGUCCCUCCCCUGCCCACUCCGUGUCCACCAUGCGACGGUUUCCUGGUGGCUUCCAGCUGGCCACCACAGACCUGGACGAUAUCAACCUGGACGACGUGGACAAGAGCCUGAGGCAGCCUCUUAAGAGACUGGCCCCUACGCAGCCAGCCUACAGCCAGCCUCCCCCA
Molecule: messenger RNA, 1226 nt
Organism: Alosa sapidissima (American shad)
Lineage: Eukaryota; Metazoa; Chordata; Actinopteri; Clupeiformes; Clupeidae
Product: harmonin-like
Exons: 3
Coding region: 214-699 (161 amino acids)
Source: RefSeq, a predicted model, not a curated record